ACCCGUACACGACCUUCGGUAUUUAAAUGCAAACUGGUUGCCUCAUAUUGCAACCACCGCUGGCUAACUGGAUAUGCAGGGCUGGUUUCAAAAACAUUUACAUAAAAAACGUACUAUCUAGUUCGAAUUAAAAAAUAAAAAUUAAAAAAAAAUGUCCUCUUCAGCUAAUAACAAUUUAAUGUAUAAAAUACAUUUAUUAAAUUUUUAUCACCCAGCAAGAACCACGUGUAGGUAUGAGGACGUUUUGCCAAAAAUUAAAAAAUAACACGCAUAAGUGAAUGAAAACUUAAGCCAACCCUGAUUACAACGGCACGAAACGGGCACGAGUCAUAACCGAACCAGACUUCCAGACGCAACUGACCAGUUUAACAAGGUGUUUUUUUUUGCUGCCUCCAAAAUAAAAUUGGUCGACUCUAUCGUGCAUUUUUACGACUGAGGACAAAAAAAGGGAUUCUAAGCGAUCGCCUGAAGCGAGUAUUAUAAAAAUUGAACCAAGUAUACUUCACCAGAGGACAUUCUGCGCAGCUUGUUUCCUACCGCGGAAUUUUAUUAUUGGCCAUUCCUGCAACUACCACGCUGUGAAAACUCCUCCAAGUUCGAGAAGAUGGCGCCAAAACACCUCUAAGUGGGGAUAUUCACACGAGUUCGAUUCCACUCCAGAUUCAUCGCUCUUUUACGUCGAAAAGCCAGUGUGAUUGGACGUUUUCACACACAAGUUCAGAAUCCUCCCCACUGUCUGAUAUUCCACCGGUAAUCAAUAGCACAAAUGGCUGCCGGCAAUAGUAUAUUCGAAGAUGGCUUAUCACUGCAAGACAUGAUGAACGAUGGCCUUGGACUAACUUACAAUGACUUUAUAAUCCUCCCAGGAUAUAUUGAUUUUACACCGGACGCGGUUGACUUGACGACUCAAUUGACAAAGAAAAUUACCCUGAAAUCGCCUCUUGUAUCGUCACCCAUGGAUACGGUCACAGAAUCCUCAAUGGCUAUUGCAAUGGCGCUCUGUGGUGGUAUCGGAGUUAUACAUCACAAUUGCUCGCCGGAAUAUCAGGCAAAUGAGGUACUGAAAGUAAAAAAAUACAAACACGGCUUUAUUCACAAUCCGUUUGUGCUGUGCCCGACAAAUACGGUUGCCGAUGUUCUAAAAAUAAAAAGAGAGCAAGGAUUUUCGGGCAUCCCUAUCACUGAAGAUGGGAAAAUGGGUGGGAAACUUGUCGGUAUUGUUACUUCAAGAGAUCUCGAUUUUCUUGAAGAUCAAAACUACGUAACCUCGAAGCUCGAAACUAUAAUGACAAAACUGGAAGAUCUGGUAACUGCACAAUCUGGAGUGACCCUCCCCGAAGCCAACUCCAUCCUUGCCAAAAGCAAAAAAGGCAAACUCCCAAUAGUCAACGCCGAAGGAAAUCUCGUCGCUUUAAUGGCCCGAACUGAUCUGAAAAAAGCCAAAAGUUACCCCACAGCAUCCAAAGACGACAACAAACAAUUGAUAGUUGGGGCAGCCAUUGGAACUCGCGACGAAGACAAAGAACGUCUCAAACUUUUAGUCAAUGCUGGAGUCGACGUUAUUGUUCUCGACUCUUCGCAAGGCAACUCGAUUUACCAAAUCGAAAUGAUCAAAUACAUAAAAAAAUCGUACCCAAGUUUGCAAGUGAUCGCCGGAAAUGUUGUUACUGCCAAACAGGCGAAGAAUUUGAUCGAUGCCGGCGCCGAUGCACUACGUGUGGGAAUGGGAAGUGGGAGUAUUUGCAUAACACAGGAAGUGAUGGCGGUUGGGAGGGCUCAAGCCACGGCUGUGUAUAGGGUUUCGCAAUAUGCGAAGAAAUUCGGGGUGCCUGUUAUAGCAGAUGGGGGGAUUCAGUCCAUUGGACACAUUAUCAAGGCUUUGGCUUUGGGAGCUUCCUCCGUGAUGAUGGGGUCUAUGCUAGCCGGUACUUCUGAAGCACCCGGCGAAUACUACUUUUCGGAUGGUGUGAGAUUAAAGAAAUACAGGGGAAUGGGUAGUAUUGAGGCUAUGAAUAGGAAGGAUGCUAUGGGUUCUGCCAUGAAUAGAUACUUCCACAGCGACGCCGACAAACUAAAAGUGGCCCAGGGUGUUAGUGGAAGUAUAGUUGACAAGGGAUCUGUUUUCCGCUUUGUUCCGUAUUUACAAUGUGGAAUUAGACAUGGUUGUCAAGAUAUAGGGGUUAAGUCUUUGACUAAACUAAAACAAUUGAUCGAUUGUGGAGAAGUUCGAUUUGAGAAGAGGACACAUUCAGCGCAGUUAGAAGGAAAUGUUCAUGGUUUAUUUUCGUAUGAGAAAAGAUUGUUUUAACAUAAGUUGCCGAGUAGCCAAACCAAUUUGACCCAUUUAUGUAAAAACAUUGUCGAUCUGGUUUGAUUACACAAAUGACGCGGGAAUUGUGUUGUAAAUAAAUUCUUAUGUGAUAUAGGUACUGUCGGUGUCGCAUUUUCUGAUAUUUGUAAAUAUUGUGUAUUUCCAACAAUCUGCGUUUAUCACUUUUAAACAAUUAUUUUUGUUGAAAAAGUAUUAUAGAAAUUUUAAUACAAUAGAAACAUAUUUAUUUAAUGCUGUAUUUAUAAGUAAGUGUACGUAUAUAAGUGAUGUACCUAUAUUUUUUAUAUUAGUUAUGUUUUAUUAAAAAAUUAUGGAAAUGUU
Messenger RNA from Tribolium madens (black flour beetle), 2653 nucleotides. RefSeq names its product inosine-5'-monophosphate dehydrogenase (gene ras). The transcript has 10 exons. Lineage: Eukaryota; Metazoa; Arthropoda; Insecta; Coleoptera; Tenebrionidae. Gene Ontology annotation, biological process: GTP biosynthetic process. The record is from RefSeq and is a predicted model, not a curated record. Bases 767 to 2308 code for a protein of 513 amino acids. Gene Ontology annotation, molecular function: IMP dehydrogenase activity. Gene Ontology annotation, cellular component: cytoplasm.